Messenger RNA from Zophobas morio, 1128 nucleotides. RefSeq lists its product as uncharacterized. Lineage: Eukaryota; Metazoa; Arthropoda; Insecta; Coleoptera; Tenebrionidae. The transcript is spliced from 5 exons. The record is from RefSeq and is a predicted model, not a curated record. The coding region runs from base 46 to 1092 and encodes 348 amino acids.
AUUUGACGUUGUUUUUAUUUUUUGAAUGUCAUUUAAAUUUUGGUAAUGGGUAAUAAGGUACAGAGGCAACGCACUACAAGCAAAAUAUUUUCUGCACCCAAAGAGUCGAAAACUUCCGUCUCGGUGACCGUUCCGUCCGUGUGCACAUCUCCAUCUUUUCACCUGUCUCUAAAAAAGUCGGCUUCGGCAACUUCAAGUGAACAGUUCAAUUGGAGUCACAUGCAAAGUGUCUACAUAAGGCAGGAGAAUUUAACUGUUAACGAUUUGACGCCGAUGGUUUUAAAAAUGACAAUGGGUGUAUUUGAAGUGCUAAAACGACAAAUGGGACAAAUGAUUGGCGACCUCGACACUGGAGAGCUGAACAUGCCGGACGAAGUGGCAGAAAAGUGGGGCCUGAUUCGACCUAAGAGUGCUAAGAGUGUUAAGUCAAGCCAGAGUAGAGUAGAACAGGUUGAACACGUGCUACCAACACCAUCUUUAAGAAAAAUGAUCGUCCACUUCGUGAAAAUGUUAUAUCUGCAUGAUUUGAUUUUGAACUCGUUUGGGCAGGGGCUAAUUAACGAAGCCCUUGAACUGGUAAAACAAGUGGCUGUGAGUCACGCACUUUUAGGAAUUACGUGCACAGAAUUCAGGAUGAUGGACUGGUUUAUCACUCACUAUUUAAUAAUAAAUAAGUUAACUAGCGACGAAAAUAUCAACAAUUUUUUGACAUAUCUUAACAUGUUUUCUAACUACAUUACGCUUUUUUAUGAGUCCCAGAGCGUGCGACACCAAAUGAAGAAUCAACUAGUGCGUAUGGGGAAAAAAAAUGACCGAUACAAUAAAGCUAGAGAGAACUUCCGCUUGAUGAAGAAAUGGAAAAAACUAAUCGAAUGCUUCAAAGAACAAGAACACCUCGCUGACACCUUGCUCGCAGAACAAAUACAGCUCAGAAAAAAACAAGAAGACAUACAAAGCAUUGACACUAUCAUACUAAAAGAACAAGACUGCAUUAUGAAACACUUCGUCAAAAAGAAAACCAACGAGCUGGAAACAUCUGAGUUGGCCACCAAAAACGAUUUAAAAAAAAACACUGUCCGCAGUUUCGUAUAAAACCAAAACCCCCACUGGACCAAGCGGCUUUUUAAU